Messenger RNA from Penicillium taxi, 1611 nucleotides. RefSeq names its product DNA-directed DNA polymerase delta subunit POL31. Bases 1 to 1611 code for a protein of 536 amino acids. The record is from RefSeq and is a predicted model, not a curated record. The transcript has 5 exons. Gene Ontology annotation, biological process: DNA replication; DNA strand elongation involved in DNA replication. Gene Ontology annotation, cellular component: delta DNA polymerase complex. Gene Ontology annotation, molecular function: DNA binding. NCBI's taxonomy places the organism in Eukaryota, Fungi, Ascomycota, Eurotiomycetes, Eurotiales, Aspergillaceae.
AUGGCACCAUUUGAGGAUUAUGGGUUCUUGUGCCCUCCUAGUAACGAGGAAUAUGAACCAGUCCAGCGCACACCUUCCAACUACAAUCCUCUUGAUACAUUUAAACUCCCAGCUGGAGAGGCAAGACACUACAGGCAGCAAUAUGGUGAUAUGUACUUCUUACGUCUGGCCAAGCUAAAGCCCGCUGUGGAAAAAGUCGCUAAGGAAGCAUGGGAUGGAUUCACGAUUGCUGGAGAGAAUGCACGAUCUGUGAACCGAGUACUCGAUGUGCGACAGGGAGAGUUGUGCUGGGUGACUGGUACGGUGUACAUGAAUAUGCCCUUGAAACCUAAUAUUCUGGAAGAUCUGACAAAAGAGAACUUCACAAUCGCACCUCUUCCCCGCCGUACCUAUAUUGACCCUUCUAAUCCGUCAGCGACUGAGAUUACAGUGGAAGACGAAUCAGGCCGUGUUCGCCUGACUGGCGCCUUCCUAUCAUCUAUACAUCUUACCACCGGUGUUGUUAUCGCAGCACUGGGAACUGAGAACUCAAGUGGAGAUUUCGAGGUCAUCGAUAUCAAGGUCCCAGAUCUGCCCCAACAACCUGCCCGCUGGGAGAGAGAUGAGGCAACCAAAACGAGUGUCGCUAAGGAACAUGGCAAGAUUGCGUUCGUCAGUGGGUUAGAAAUCACGGGCACAUCAAGCGACAGUCUCACGUUAGAGCUGCUGACAGAUUAUCUCCUGGGGUAUACCGGGUUCUCUGGCAAUGAACAGAACAGCCCAUCCUCAUCCGCAUCGAAGAUUUCACGACUGGUGAUUGCAGGUAAUUCACUUGGAGCCAGCGUAACCAAGGCUGCAGACUCGGCAGAAGGGGUACCUAAGAAAGCCGCACCGAGGAAAUACGGCUAUGACGCCUCAGCAUACAAUGCUUCCCCUAUCACCAGACUGGACAAUUUCCUCGCGAAUAUCCUCCCUAGUAUUCCGGUGACUCUAAUGCCCGGUGAGAAGGAUCCGGCAAACGUCUCUCUUCCUCAGCAGGGUAUUCAUCGUGCUAUGUUCCCACAGUCAAGAGCAUACGCCGCGGCCCCGAAACCUGAUGAGGAGAACCCGGAACCAGGCUGGUUCGACAGUGUUACAAACCCAUGGGAGGGCGAUAUAGAAGGAUGGCGACUAUGGGGCACUAGCGGGCAGAAUGUCGACGACGUUUUGCGGUACCUAGACUUCCCUGCCGAUGAUACUGAUGGGGUCAAGGAAACAGACGAUUCCGAAGCUCGACUACGAAUCAUGGAAGCCAUGCUCCGAUGGCGCUGCGGCGUUCCUACAGCGCCAGACACGAUUUGGGCAUACCCUUUCCAAAUCACUGACCCCUUUAUAUUUGAAUCCUGCCCGCACAUUUUCUUCGCAGGGAAUCAACCAUCGUUCAAAACUGCUGUCAUCGAUGGUGAUAUUUCCCUGCGUCUGGAUACAGGCGAUACCGAAAUGACGGGUACUGGUGAAUCAUCUGCCCGUGUGCGACUACUCACGAUCCCACAGUUCAGCAAGACCGGGGAGUUGAUUCUCGUCGAUUCGGAGACUCUGGAGGUUGAAGUGAUUCGUUUUGAUACGUUUUCAGGUCAUGAAGAGAAAAAAUGA